AUGUGGUCGCUCUGUGUGCCACUGCUCGCAGCUCUCACGUUGCUUGCCCUGUCGACCUCAAUAUCUGCCUUUCCUCUCAACGUCACUGUCUCGCAGCAGUGCACGCCGCUGAAUGUCACAUGGAAAGCGGUGCCGGAAAGGUUCCCGUAUACCAUUUGGAUUGCCGCUAACCAUGGAUUUGUGCAGACUUACCGAAUCAACAGCGACUACCAGCCCGGCGCUCAGUACAUCACGUUCCAGUUCAUCGUACCUCCACCUUCUGGAGGCUUCACCUCGUACACCGUCACCGUGGGCGAUUCCAGAGGCGACGGAAACACCACCCAAGCGCUUCCUAUCAACACGCCAUCGUCCUCUUCGUCUAACUGCCCUGCUUUCGCCGGCAGCGCCGCUUUCCAAUACGCAGCCGAUCCGCGCAACGGCAGCAUGAUCCAGUGCGGCGCGGUCCACUUUUACAACAUUGGCGAUCGAGGAACCAGACCGUUUACCAUCAGCUUUCUCCCCCUCGGUGGUACGCCCGUGUCGGUUCAGGUGCCCGAUCGGUCCACGCUCAACACGUCCAACUUUGACUACCUGACGCUGGUUCCCUUUGCACAGGGUACUCAAUUCCAGACGGUGCUCGGCGAUGCCUCUGAUCCUGGCAGCGGCGGUGCGUCUGCAAUCUUCACCGUCGGCCCCUCAUCGCUCACUCCCUGUCUUGCCGAAAACUAUCGGCUGCCGGAUAGGUUGUCGGUCGCACUGCCCAUCGCCAGCAAUGUAGCAACAUAUAGCAAUCUUGCCGGUGCCAUCUCCACCUCUGCACCGCCACGUGGUUCCGAAUCCAACCCCACCGGCGCCAUCGCUGGAGGAGCCAUUGGAGGGGCUAUUGCGCUCGGCGUCGCCAUCGGAUGCCUGGUCGCCUUCCUUCUGUACCGGCGAAGGCAAAAGACCAAGCGCAAUUUGGCUCGCAGCGAAGAAGUUCACUUUGUGGAUCUGGACAGCGACGAUGGCGAUGAGUGGGCGGCAGCUCGACCCAGCCGCAGCUCGAGACGCAAUGGCAACAGUCCAGCAGAGGAGGGUACGACUGCCGGGCGUUCGUACGCCGUUUCACCUUUUGUGUACGAGCCCAGACACCACACCGGCUCGUCGGGUCGAGGCAACGGCCAGAGCCUCGAGAUGACUUCACCGCAUUCGACCAACCCGAGCUACGGCGAGCUUUUGAAUGCGGCGGGCAUCUCAUCUUCGGCGGGGGUCUCUCCGAGCGACGAUUAUCCACCUCGAGCAGGCAACGUCACGAUGCACUCGCACCACUCAAGUCAGGUUCACAAUCCCUUCUCGUCGUCGUAUGCGGCAUUCUCUUCUGGCAGCCAUGCAGAGUCGUCAGGAGCCACCCUACAUGCUGCAGCAGCCGCGACAAGUACUUCAAGCAAAGCCCAGGCAGCAGCUGCACAGGCGAGGAGAGAGCAGCGAGCACCGCGUCGCGUCGUGCAGCACACGGACGGAGGAGCGCUGCCGCAGCCUUCGAGCGACACUGAAGAUGAAGAUGUGGUCGACGAGCUGCCACCGGAAUACGGCGGUUGGCUGCAGAACGGUGGCGCUGGCGGUAGCAGUAGCGCGCAAGCGGCUGGUCACGCGCCAAUAGUACCAUCAGCGACACAAACACAUCACGGAGGGGGCGCGGCAGGUUACGACGCCCCCCGUGGUGCUUUCUGA
Messenger RNA from Sporisorium graminicola, 1689 nucleotides. RefSeq lists its product as uncharacterized. The record is from RefSeq and is a predicted model, not a curated record. The coding region runs from base 1 to 1689 and encodes 562 amino acids. The transcript has a single exon. Lineage: Eukaryota; Fungi; Basidiomycota; Ustilaginomycetes; Ustilaginales; Ustilaginaceae.